Corylus avellana is the source of this 1095-nucleotide messenger RNA. RefSeq lists its product as uncharacterized. The record is from RefSeq and is a predicted model, not a curated record. NCBI's taxonomy places the organism in Eukaryota, Viridiplantae, Streptophyta, Magnoliopsida, Fagales, Betulaceae.
AUGGUCCUAUCAUUCUCUGAAGAAGAUGCAAAAGGGGUGAUGAUGCCCCAUGAUGACACAUUGGUGGUGACGGUGACAGUGGCUAACCAUCUGCUCCAUCGAAUCUUAGUGGACAAUGGAAGCUCGACUAACAUCCUCUAUUGGCCAGUUUUCAAACAAAUGGGCAUUGAUCAUGAUAGGAUCAAGUCGUUUGGUUUUCCCUUGGUCGGAUUUUCAGGAGAACAAGUCCAACCCAUCGGGCUUAUCUCUCUCCCUGUAACAGCAGGAACAGCCCCCAGACAAUCAACUACUAUGGUAGAUUUCUUGGUGGUCAACCGACCAUCUGCUUACAACGCAAUAAUUGGCCGGCCAGCCUUGAAUAAGUUGGAAGCUGCAACUUCAACCUACCACCUAAAGAUAAAGUUUCGGACUGAAGAGGGAGUCAAAGAAGUCAAAGAAGACCAGAGUGCAGCAAGGAAGUGUUACAUCACUUCUUUGAAGAAGCCUUCAGAAGCCGCAAACGGUUGGCACUGUGGGAGCAAAAAGGAGGGUGAACCGAAUGGCAAGCCUGCCGAGUCGCUAGAAGACGUGGUUGUAGCGGACAACAAAGUAGUGAAGAUUGUAUCCCAACUCGCCUCGGAGGUCCAGGAAGGCCUCGUUACCUUUCUAAGAAAGAAUCUAGAAGUGUUUGCAUGGGCACACGAAGACAUGCCAGGCAUUAGCCCUAAAGACAUACUCCACCAACUCAAUGUGGAUCUAAGCAUGAAACCGGUGAAGCAAAAGAGAAGAAAAUUCGCUACAGAACGAAAUAUGGCAAUAGCCGAAGAGGUGGAGAAGUUGCUCAGAGCUCAGUUCAUUGAAGAAGUACACUAUUCUGAUUGGCUGACCAAUGUAGUAUUGAUCAAGAAAUCCAAUGGGAAAUGGAGGAUGUGUGUAGACUUCACCAACCUCAACAAAGCUUGUCCAAAAGACAGCUUUCCCCUACCCCACAUUGAUACGUUGGUAGAUUCAACAUCUGGAUAUGGCUUGCUCAGCUUCGUGGAUGCUUUCUCUAGUUACAACCAGAUCUAUAUGCAUCCAAAAGAUAGGGAGAAGAUUGCAUUUAUCAUAGACUGA